Molecule: messenger RNA, 3709 nt
Organism: Mycetomoellerius zeteki
Lineage: Eukaryota; Metazoa; Arthropoda; Insecta; Hymenoptera; Formicidae
Product: putative sodium-coupled neutral amino acid transporter 10
Exons: 7
Coding region: 637-3615 (992 amino acids)
Biological process (GO): amino acid transmembrane transport
Cellular component (GO): membrane
Molecular function (GO): L-amino acid transmembrane transporter activity
Source: RefSeq, a predicted model, not a curated record
AAUAAUAUUUCAGGAUUAAAUACAUUUCAUAAUAAAUAUUACUCCUAUAUGCGAGUCAUGUGUUGUGCGUAUCCUUAUUAAUAUAUGUUCUGUGUACGUAUCAUUGUCAUUUCAUGUCGAAGUCGAAUGACGACGCAUCCAAUGCAUUCAAGGUGGUGGUAUCUAAUGGUUCUAAUGGUGCUACUAAUAGUAGUCCUAAGAAACCGGCGUCUUGAUUUUUCUGUGUCCGGUUUGUCACUAAAGUGUGACGUAUAAUUAAUAGCAGAAAAAUGAAAAGGAUUUUUGAGCGACCAGCGCAAAAUAAUCCUUCGUGCGUAAUAAUUGUAUCGACCAAGUUUAACCUCGUCGUCCACAUUGGAAUUGGAAGGAAAACUGAUUAACGCCGCACAAUUACUCGCAUGUGAAAUUGCGCGCUGAAGAACAGCGCGAUGUUUUCUAUUAGUAAGAUAUUUGUUUUGGUAACUUUUUGGAGCUGAUGUGGAUCUAUUGGACUCAUUCAAUUAGAUCCUUGAUCUCUCCAGAGUUGACAAGAUUCAAUGAGAUGUGAAAGUCAAAGGGACCUGUCGCACUGCGUCAAAUAAGGAAAAAUCACAACGCAGAAAACAGUCAGGCCAGAUUUUCCAAAUAAUUCUCAAAAUGAUCUCCCAAAUGUCGCAUGUGAUGACCCUCGCUAACAGCAUCAUAGGUGUGAGCGUUCUGGCGAUGCCCUUUUGCUUUAAGCAAUGUGGUAUAGUACUGGCUGUUCUGGUGCUGCUUCUAUGCAGCACCUUGUCUCGAUUGGCCUGUUAUUUUCUCGUCAAGUCAGCUGUGAUAUCGAGAAGACGCAACUUUGAGCUACUCGCCUUCCACGCGUUUGGCCACAUGGGAAAGUUCCUGGCAGAAUUAUUCAUUAUUGGUUUUAUGCUAGGCACAUGCAUUGCGUACUUUGUCGUUGUCGGCGAUCUGGGGCCACAGAUAAUCUGCAAGAUGAUGAGCAAGAAUCCAGCGGAUAUUCGCACUAGUUUGCUAAUUUUCACUGGACUCUUCAUAGUUUUACCCUUGGGAUUGCUUCGAAACAUUGACAGUCUGUCUAGCAUUUGCACCGCUACCAUUGUCUUUUAUCUCUGUCUUGUAUUAAAGAUUAUGGGCGAAUCAACCCUACAUAUUUUUAUGGGAGAUUGGUUUAACAAUGUUAAUUAUUGGAGACCGGCCGGCAUCCUCCAAUGUCUGCCGAUAUUUUCUAUGGCUCUUUUCUGUCAAACGCAGUUGUUUGAAAUAUACGAAACCAUUCCGAAUGUAUCCUUAGAGAAAAUGAACGACGUUGUAAGAGGAGCGUUAAAUAUAUGUACACUUGUAUAUAUGUGCGUUGGCUUGUUCGGUUACAUUGCGUUCUGUACCCAAUCGUUCACAGGAAAUAUUUUAUUGAGUUUCGAACCUAGCAUAACAUCAGAAUUGAUUAAACUAGGAUUCGUGUUUUCGGUUGCAUUCAGUUUUCCUCUAGUCAUAUUUCCAUGUCGUGCGAGCUUGAAUUCUCUCUUAUUUCGCCGGGUGUACACCCAUGAACCGUCUGUCAAUUAUCUACCGGAGUUCAGGUUUCGAUGUCUCACAAUCGCGAUAGUCAGCAUUUCCCUGAUCGUUGGUAUUUUAGUACCGAACAUAGAGUUCGUUCUUGGUAUUGUGGGAUCAACAAUUGGUGUGAUGAUUUGUUUAAUAUUCCCGACAGUAUUUUUUAUCUCUAUAAGCAGCAAAAAUACUAAUGAAAGACUUAUAGCACAGUGCAUUUUAAUCGUCGGUGUUUGGAUCAUGAUCCUUGGUACAUACGCCAAUUUAUAUGCUAUAGAGAAGUCUACAAGCACAAAGUUAGCGGUGACUAAUAAGCCGCUCGCUCAAAUCAAUAAUUUACCGUUAGAGAUAAUUAAAGAUGAUUUACAUAUCAUUCCCAACAUUCCUAAUAGUCUGGAACUUAUUCCUAGAGCGAAAGACAAAAUUAAUCAACUACCUGACAUAAAUGUCAUCGACAAAACAUUAGAUCUGAAAGUGAAAGACGUUCGACAAGAACCACCAAUACCUGUUGAACGUAUGAUCAUCAGCGAAAAGCCAAAUGUCGAAAAGCCUGUUAAGAUGAUAGCAGUAGGCUCUCUGGUGCCAGAAAUAAAAAAUAUAGAUGAAACAAAAAACGAAAAUUUAAACGCACAAGCACAGGUUGCCAUAAAUAUUGAUAACACUAAAAUUGAUAAACCUGUUACUUUGAAAGCAGAAGAAAAGAUAAAGAUAAUCGAGGAAAAAGAGCAAUCGUUGGACUUACAGAAGAAUGAUAAUCUCGUUUUGGACGCAAUAAAGAAAGAGGAGUCAGAGUUGGCAGCUGAUGGAGAUAUGGCUAAUGCUAGAGCUGUAGAACGACAUGAGCAACUUAGAAAAACAUUGGAGAAACAUAAAUUGGAGCAACGUCAAAUGAUGCAGGAACAAAAGGAGAUUCUGAAGGAUAUCAAGGAACAAAAGCAAGAAUUCGAGAGGGAGAAACAGAGAAUGGUGAAGGACGAGAUACUAAAAAAGAACGAAAAGGUACAAAUUGAUGUAAAAGAAAAUAUUUUGCCAGAAAGUAAAAGUAAUUUGAUAGAAAACAGUAAAAAAGAUGUAAAGAAUAAUGAGGUUAUUAUCGAAAAAAAUAAUGAUAAAGAAGUUUUGAAAAAGAAGGAUUGGAAUAAUGCAGACAAAAUCAAAUUAAGUGAAAAGCAUGAAAAGCCUCGAGAUGAGAAUAAUAAUGUAGAUAUCGCAGUUGAAAAUAGCAAAAAAAAAUUAGAUGUGUUUCGCGAAGUUUCUCAAAAUAAGAAUGUAGAAAUAUCACAAAAAAUAUCAGAAAAUGCACCAGAUAAAUUUUCUCUUAUUAAAGAGGUUGAUCGUGAAACACCAGACAAAUCAUUACAAAAAGAAAAACAAGAUAAGACAAAAGUAGAAAGAAUAGAAUUUAAUGAUUCCAAAAAUAUGAAGGGACCUAUUUUGAACGCCUUGACAAAAGGAGUUCUACAAAGAUCUGUUAUGGAAGAGGAACUUGCUAAAAAGAAUAAUAAUCGUCAGACGAAGGAAGAGAAGAGAGAGAUUCUUAUGAAUGAAGUUGUAAACGCCUCGGACAAAUUGCAAGAAAAGUACGAUGAGAAAUAUUCUGUACCUAUAGCAUUGAAAAUGAUGAAUCAAUCAAAAUUAGAGGUGAUCGUUCCAUCAUUGAAUAAGAGCGAACCGGAGAUUCUCGUGAUUCGUCGAGACAUUCUGGAGAAUAAUGAACGUGAGAAAAGGGACAUUGAUGGAGAAGCAAAUGUGAACGACACGAAAGUAGAUAGCGAUCAUUUAACUGAGAAACCUGAAUCUCUUAUUAAAGACGCCAACGACGCAGACAGCAAGACCUGUUCGAAAUUGCGGGAAAGUUUGAAGAAAUCAGAGGCAGAGAAGGAAUCUGAAAGUAAAAUAAUUAAAUCGAGUACAACUGAAGUGCCUCUGAUUAACACAAACCUUUAUUUAUCUGAACAAAGAAUAAUGAAGACGAUUUCUAUGGAUCAACAUGCUGCUCUGGAUUCAAAGUAUGCAGGUAUGAACCAGGAAGACUCGAAAAUUCUCAGUCCUAAAGAUAAAACUGAGAUAUAAAUAUCUCAAAAGAAUCGAAUUAACGUAGCAUAAUAUUAAGUAAAUUUAUAAGUCACUUUUUGCUUUUCGAGUUGCGCUGUGUCUCCUUAUUUAU